UUUCAAGUCUAAUCUCUCGAUGUAAUAUUCUUGUUCUUUGAGAGUAACACAAAUCGUGAUAGCCGUUUAAAUUCUAAAAUACCGUCGAAAAAUGUCAGAGAAUAAGUUGAAGAAUGUUACGCAUUGUAUUUUUGACAUGGAUGGACUGUUACUCGAUACAGAAGCGCUUUACACAAAAGCCUUCAAUCGCAUUACAAAACGUUAUGGAAAGGAAUUCACAUGGGAGCAUAAAGCAAAGAUAAUGGGCUUUAAAACUAUGGUUGUAGCGCAAGCGGUAGUUGAUAUGUUAUCUUUACCUAUGACAACAGAAGAAUUUGAGAAUGAAAUAGUUAAAAUAUAUCAAGAAUUAUUUCCUACUGCUAAUCUAAUGCCAGGUGCAGAAAGACUUUUAAGACAUUUAAAGGGGAAUAAUAUUCCUAUUGCAUUAGCGACAAGUUCGAAUAAAGAGAAUUUUAAAUUGAAAACUCAAAGAUGGACUGAAGUGUUUAAUUUAUUUCAUCAUAAAGUUCUUGGGAGUUCCGAUCCAGAUGUUGUUAAUGGUAAACCAGCACCAGAUAUUUUCCUGGUGGCUGCAAAGCGUUUUCCUGACAAUCCUGAUCCAUCAAAGUGUCUUGUAUUUGAGGAUGCUCCAAAUGGAGUAAAAGCUGCACUUAGUGCUGGCAUGCAAGUUGUUAUGGUUCCAGAUCCGAUGUUACCAAAAAGCUAUAUUGAAAACCCAACAUUGAUAAUAAACAGUCUUGAGGAGUUUAAGCCUGAAAUGUUUGGUUUACCGCCGUUUAAAGCAUAA
This is a messenger RNA of Dufourea novaeangliae, 787 nucleotides long. RefSeq names its product pseudouridine-5'-phosphatase. NCBI's taxonomy places the organism in Eukaryota, Metazoa, Arthropoda, Insecta, Hymenoptera, Halictidae. Gene Ontology annotation, molecular function: phosphatase activity. The transcript has 4 exons. The coding region runs from base 92 to 787 and encodes 231 amino acids. The record is from RefSeq and is a predicted model, not a curated record.